AUUUUGUUCGUUUUCAAGGUUGGCCACAGUGUGUAUCGCAAACGAAAUCCUACCCCAGAAAAGACCCACCAUUGGCGUUUUUAUGUCGACAGUUGGAGCAAGCGGUACCCCCUGUCAACCUUUGUUAAUAGCGUUGUGUUCCACCUUCACGAGACAUUCAAAAAUCCCAGACAAGUUGUGAUAAAGGAACCCUUUGCUAUUGAAGAGGAUGGAUUUGGUAGCUUCUGUCUGCGUGCACAGGUGUACUUCUUGAAUGUCUUUGCUGAUUUAACCUAUGACCUCACCCUGUUUGAUCGCCGCGAGCUUCAUGCCUUCCGCACUGUUCGCAUUGACCCCAAGGACAGCGAGGAUUGGAUCCUCUACACCAACGUUGGCGGAAUUCCUGUUCCCACUACCGCCUCUAUUCAAGAUAUUCAACAAAGGGUGCUAGAUCUUAUUCAAAUGUCCAGCAAAAACGGCAACCUUACAAUCUCUUCCUUCUACCCCGAGCUAUCAGAAGCAAUUCUUGCCACCGCAGUUCGUUGCUCUAGCCAAACACACUCUCCUGUUCCACUGCGUAACCGCCUUGGCCGAGAGAGCCGAUCCCAGGCUCUAGCGAAUCUCGGCAUGCCCAUCACUCCCUCGUCAACUCCGACGUCUUCCCUCACCGCUCCCUUAUCGUUAACCAGCGCCUCUACCUCACAUCUUCCUUCCCAGCUCCCCUCUUCCAUAAAACACAAAAAGAAGCUCCAGUUGAAACACGAGGCCCAGCUGCGUUUUGAGAACCAGCAUCUGAGUGAAGUUAGUAAUUCACGGCCGCAUACCAGUCAGCAUCUGGAUCCACUUGCACAAAAAGAACGCAUUGUUAUCAAGCUCUCUCGGUCGGAGUUGAAGAAAGGUGAGGAAAAAGUGAAGAAAAUCAAGAAAAAACAUAAACGCCACCACCAUCAUCAUCACCGAUCGGAGACUCGAUCGACAAGUGGGUCACAAUCCGACGCUACUCCAUACACUCAUGCAAACGCCGUAACUCUGAUUCAGUCGCCCUCUCAUGCUCAGAGCUCUCCGGUGACGGCCUUCGGCAAAAUUGAUGCUUCUGGUGAUCGAGGUAAAAGGCUGUGCAAACCGACAGAUGGGCUCUUUCCUGCCCUUUCUAAUCAACACCCAGCAUGUAAUGAAGAAGAUGGAGCGGCCGCGUCAUCCUCAUCUCCAGUUUCUCGAUCAAUUUUCGGCUCUCUCGAAGAACCAGUUAAUGGCAGUGGAAACACAAAGCGGACUUCUGGCGAUGGCUUCCAUGAUCAAAUGCGAAAUCCAGCCGAAGCCGCUGGCUCUCCACAUCUCGAUCCACAGCAUGCUACAAUGGUGUGGAUCUCCCACCUAACCGGUGGACCGCAACCCCUCGUUUCUCCACUUCCUCCUCACCCCACCAGUCCCAAGUCCGUCCUCUCGCCCCACCCUUCGGUCCCGCCUGCACAGGAGCCCUCCGUCCUCAAUAAACCCCCAACAGAAGGAAACUACUGCCUUCAGAAUAGAGAGCAAAACAAUUUCAAAGAAAUCACCCCACCAUCAGCGAUUUCCCAUUCCUUUAUAAAACAUACUUCGUCUCCUUGUGGAUAUGGUGCGGUUUCGACAAAGGCCUUAAAACGUAAAAGCGACGAGGACAGAGGCGUGAUCUCGAAAAGCCGCAUGGAGGAACCGAUCAGUGUUACAAAACGAAGUCAUGAUGAGUCCCCUACAGAGAACAUGAAGAAUAAGAUGCAGAAUCCACAGAUGGAUCAACAGUCAUCACAGGAACCCUCGUCUCAUCCUAGUCUUUCACCUGACUCCACUCCCCCUAUGUCCGCAGAAGCCGCCUCAGAUCCUUCGGUGGUAGUUCCGAACACAAAUACUACAGGUGUCUUUACAAGUGCUGCUGAUGGAGCUUAUUUGGACGACGCAGCGCUGGAGAGCUUAUUUGACCGUCUUCUCUGCCUGGAAAACGAAUGCAUGGCCAUCCACAUGGCAGAAGUGCUUAAACGAUAUGCAAAUGUUGGAGACGACGCAAUCGACGUACUUACACCUGAGGGAGCUGAGUACGAUUGCCCUCAGAUAAUCGCCUUCAAUUUGCGCAAACUGCCUCUAGAGUGCCUGGUGGAGCUUACGGAGAUUAUCACGGCGGAUGAAAGGAUGUCAGCUGAAAGAGACGCAGCCGCCUCCGCCGCCACUGACUCUACAAAUGAGUAA
Mesocestoides corti is the source of this 2199-nucleotide messenger RNA. The record is from the annotation of a GenBank genome assembly. NCBI's taxonomy places the organism in Eukaryota, Metazoa, Platyhelminthes, Cestoda, Cyclophyllidea, Mesocestoididae.